Messenger RNA from Pisolithus orientalis, 888 nucleotides. RefSeq lists its product as uncharacterized. NCBI's taxonomy places the organism in Eukaryota, Fungi, Basidiomycota, Agaricomycetes, Boletales, Pisolithaceae. The record is from RefSeq and is a predicted model, not a curated record. The transcript is spliced from 4 exons. Bases 1 to 888 code for a protein of 295 amino acids.
AUGUCUUCUCAUCAAGCUUCCCCACAUGUACCCAACAACCCAUCUGGUUUCCAGAGGGCCACUAUGCCUGAGCUCCAGACUACUAGUGAUGGCAAGGAGGUCAACAUUUGGGUGAAGAUGGCCAAGCACAAAUGGUGCAAGGCAUUGAGGGAAGAGGCUGCCUGGUUGGAGUUGGAGGCCAAGAGACAUGAGCAGGAGUGGCUGGAGGCCAAAAGGCAUGAGCAGGAGCAACUGGAGGCCAAAAGGUGGGAGCAGGAACAAUUGGAGGCCAAGUGUCAGGAGCAGGAGACCCAUGCCCAACAGAUGGUGGGAGAACUGAAGGGGGCAGGUACUGUGUACCUUCAGUCACAUGCAGCAGAGUGUGAGUUUCCUGAGGGGGUGGAGCCCAAGAUUGAAGAGGUUGGAGCAAAGGCUGGGAAGAAGAGAGUGCCAGAGGAUGCCAUGUUGCCAAGGGCUGGGGAGAAGAUGAAGGUCAUUCAGACCAGGUCUGGGGUACCCAGUGAGUUGGAGGCUGGCCCCUCAGGGGUAGGUGUGCCCUCUGCCACUCCCACUGACCCCUUAGUUGCAGCAGUCAACAGAGGAUUUGAGUUAAUUGCAGUGGCUAUGGAUUGUCAAACCACAGAGAUGCAAGCCAGGAGGGAGACCCAGCACUGGUUCAACAGUUGGCUGGGGGACCUGCUGGGUGAGUUUGAAUUUGUCCUUUGCCCAACCCCCCCAGCAUCUGAGUCCAGUGAGGAGUUGCACUUGGAUGUGGCAGAUCUGGAGCUUGAGAGCCUCCAGUCAGAUCAAGAAGGAGUGGGGGUGGAGUUGGACAAGGGGAUUAUGUGCUGGCCCAAGGACAUGCAUAUGAAGGGUCAGUGGUCCAGUUUGGAGAGUGGGGAGGAAUGA